Molecule: messenger RNA, 2206 nt
Organism: Suillus paluster
Lineage: Eukaryota; Fungi; Basidiomycota; Agaricomycetes; Boletales; Suillaceae
Exons: 5
Coding region: 178-1998 (606 amino acids)
Source: RefSeq, a predicted model, not a curated record
AAAUCUGUUGAAACGAUGGUGAGUAUGAGGCUGGCAUAGACUGACUUUAGAUGUCAGCCCCCAGGAUAUAAAAACCCGCUCCCGAGAGCUGAAACGCCAGUGGACAUCUUUCUUGCUCACUCUCAUCGUCCGCAUAUUUGCAUACACGCAUAUACAGACGAUUAUCUAUCUAUCACUAUGUCUUCCGACAACCAGUGUUAUGUUUGCCGUCCUUGCUUUCCUUCUCGCUCCUCCGCGUUCUCCACGCUCGUCCUCGUCCUUUCGACUCUCAAGGUUGUUAUCUUGAUCCUGCUCUACUUGUUCGUCAUCACCGCUGGGCUGGCAUUCGAUGUCUACAACUGCCUCUGCAACCCCCCGACUGUUGAGGAUCCCACUUCGGUCAUCAUGCUUCAGGCAGCGGAGGAGGCAGCUUUCCCCUCCAAGGCUGCUUCUAUGCCAGCCACAUGUACUUUAGUCUCCAUACCGUCACGCUUUCCAUCGUCUGCAUCGUCUCCGGCCGUCCUAGAAGCGUCUCUGGAUGGCCCCGGUCUCCUCCCUGAGCCUCGUUUGCAGUGGAGUAUCAGCUGUUCGGUUAUUAACCCAAGUCUACAUCAGACCCCGAUCGGCCCUCGUCACCACGUCCACGCACUGUUCUCCGAUGCGUGGAACGAGAAUGCCGCUCUUCUGAAGCAGCUCCUGCGCGUGCAGGACGCUCUUGACUCCGCGCACGCUGAAAUCGAUGAGUUUGUGGUCGAGAACGUGACUUUGGCUAACAACAUGGACCGACUUACGCGUGACCUGGAAAUCGAGCAGGUCCGUCGCGAUGAGGCUGACUCUAUGUGCCGGGAUGCCACUGCCAAGAUGUGCUCCCAAAGGUCUAUGUUAUCCUCUCUGCAAUCUGCGAAUACUGCGCUUCGUUUCGAGGUCGCGAAUCUGAGGGCCGAGCGCGACGAACUCACAGCAGAUAGGAAGGACUCAUCUGACUUGCAGACCGAACAUGAUGAAGAAGUCGAAGUGUUGCAAGGAACGCUCAUCCGGACAAAGAAGGAGUUGGAAGGAGCUAAGAAGGAGCUCCGGAAGUUGAAGAGGGCGGCUGCAGGUAUUCCAGAGCUGAAGAUCAUAUCUCCGGACGGGAAAGUCAUACUCCAUGGUAAUGCCUCGAGCACUACCGAUUCCUUAAGUGAGGACCAGAGUAUCGCAAUGAGGGAACGCCUCACGCUUGCGUAUACUGAGGUCGUAGGUCUCAGAGAUCAGUGUGCAGCUUUGCAUCGUCGUGCGGACGAAAACGCAGAGUUGCGGGAUGACAUCAAGCGGCUCCUCUCCCAACGCACACGCCUCUGGGAUCAGGUCGAAGCAGCCAACCGAGCCUCCAACAAGCUGGAGGACGAGAACAAGAAAUACUUCCGCCAGUAUGUGGAGAUGAGGGCGGAGCUGACUAAAGUGGAGAAGAGGAUUGGAAUCGCCAUCUCAGUCAUUCAAGAGGAAGCAGAAGAGCCCGAGGUUCCUCCAGCCGUAUCUAAAGUUUCCUCGGCUGCUCAGAGCUGUAAUUCGGUCUUUGAAGAUGACUCUGACGAUGAGUCUAUCGCUUCCUCGGCCUCCUGCUACUCGAUGGCAUCAACAGAUGACUUUGACUUAUCGCUGCCUUGCGAGGUCGAUACGCCGCAUACAUCAGUCCCAUCCUCACCACGCUCUCCUCCGCUCUCUCCUCCCCCUUCUCCCCCUUUCACGAUGCCCUCUUGGGUUCCGCGUUUCAACGCAGAAUGCACAUAUUUUGCAUUCGACGUUGAGCCGAACUCACCUCUCGCGGAUGCGAUUUCCGCAUAUCCCAGUAUCCAGUCUGAUGUCUGUCAGCGGCCAGUCAUUAAUCGUCGUGGUCUCGGUAUACCCAUCGCUCGUCCCUCCUGGCUAUCCGCCAGCUCCGUCGUUAUCCCUCUCGAGGAAUCAAUUGUGAAACGGAAGCUAGGUCUGGAUCAGGACGACGCGAUACCAAAGACUCGUCGUAAGCACGAAGACUCUUGAUGCAUCAAGUUUUCAGAGCUCGCGUUUCAGUUUCAGUGCGUCUCGUUUGCAGAGUUCUUCUUUCUCCUUCUUUCUCCCUUUUCCUUCUUUCCUUCUCUCCUUUUCUCCUUUUCCCCCUAUCCUUCUCUCCUUUCCUCUUUCUUUUCCUUCUUUCCUUCUUCCCUUUUUUCCCUAUCCUUCUUUUCCGUUUCAUGUCUGCGUCUCGGUU